Molecule: messenger RNA, 1272 nt
Organism: Psammomys obesus (fat sand rat)
Lineage: Eukaryota; Metazoa; Chordata; Mammalia; Rodentia; Muridae
Gene: Ercc1
Product: ERCC excision repair 1, endonuclease non-catalytic subunit
Exons: 10
Coding region: 348-1223 (291 amino acids)
Biological process (GO): UV-damage excision repair; mitotic recombination; meiotic mismatch repair
Cellular component (GO): nucleus; ERCC4-ERCC1 complex; nucleotide-excision repair factor 1 complex
Molecular function (GO): single-stranded DNA binding; damaged DNA binding
Source: RefSeq, a predicted model, not a curated record
AGUCCCUGCUUGGGAUGCAGGAGGCUUGGAGUGAGUCAAUGUCAGUGGGCUGAGGUCCAACCCCCAUUGACAGGGAGGGCUCUCUUUGAUAUCACGCCUCCCUCCUCUCCUCUCUCUUCCUUUCUCCUUCCCCUCCCCCUCUCUGGUUAGUCUCUUCUUCACUGAGCCGGGUCUGGAGUCUGGGAACACAAGAGGCGCCCAACAGGGCCUUGGAACAGAACCACUUGGUGUCAAAGGCUCCCAGGCACCAAGAUCCACGCCCCUUUCCGCCCUAAACCUACACGGUCCGCCAGAACCAUAGAGGAGCAGUGAGAGGAGCGGCGGGCCAGAGCGGCCGGAAGUCCCUAAUGGAUCCUGGAAAGGGAGAGGAGAGUCUGCCGCAGCCCACUAGGAAGAAGUUUGUCAUCCCACUGGAGGAAGACGAGGUCCCUCCUGCAGGGAAGGUCAAGCCCUUGUUCAGAUCUUCACGGAACCCCACCACCGCCCAAGCGGCCCCUCGGACCUGUCCUGAGCAUGCCAUCGCCCAGCCUCCAGGAAGGGUUGGGGCCGAAGGGCCCACAGGCUCCGAACCUGUGACGGGAGAGAACCCCAGCCAGAUCCCCAAAACAGGAGCAAAGUCCAACAGCAUCAUCGUGAGCCCACGGCAGAGGGGCAACCCGGUGUUGAAGUUCGUACGCAAUGUGCCCUGGGAAUUUGGUGAGGUGAUCCCUGACUAUGUGCUAGGCCAGAGCACCUGUGCCCUUUUCCUUAGCCUCCGCUACCACAACCUCCAUCCAGACUACAUCCACGAACGGCUGCAGAGCCUGGGGAAGACCUUCGCCCUCCGAGUGCUGCUGGUCCAGGUGGACGUGAAAGAUCCCCAGCAGGCCUUAAAGGAGCUGGCUAAGAUGUGUAUCCUGGCUGACUGCACCCUGAUCCUGGCCUGGAGUGCAGAGGAAGCGGGGCGGUACCUGGAGACCUACAAGGUGUAUGAGCAGAAGCCCGCCGACCUCCUCAUGGAGAAGCUGGAUCAGAACUUCCUGUCCCGCGCCACUGAGUGUCUGACAACCGUGAAAUCAGUCAACAAGACGGACAGCCAGACCCUCCUGGCUACAUUUGGAUCCCUCGAACAGCUCUUCACUGCAUCAAGGGAGGAUCUAGCCUUGUGCCCUGGCCUGGGCCCCCAGAAGGCCCGCAGGCUCUUCGAUGUCCUCCAUGAACCCUUCCUCAGAGCUCCGCAUUGACCCGCUGCCAUGAAGGCCCAGCAUCACAAUAAAGCAUUCCAUGCCCAGG